Phymastichus coffea is the source of this 1927-nucleotide messenger RNA. It is a transcript of the gene shams, whose product is annotated as glucoside xylosyltransferase 1. The coding region runs from base 246 to 1463 and encodes 405 amino acids. Lineage: Eukaryota; Metazoa; Arthropoda; Insecta; Hymenoptera; Eulophidae. The transcript has 2 exons. The record is from RefSeq and is a predicted model, not a curated record. Gene Ontology annotation, molecular function: UDP-xylosyltransferase activity. Gene Ontology annotation, biological process: protein O-linked glycosylation via N-acetylgalactosamine.
AGUGCGGGGCAAUCGCAUUCGUCAGAUUCAGAUAGGGCCAUACCUAGCUAUACCUGUAUGUGUGCAACGUAUGUACAUACGUGUGUUCUCGCGCCAAGGUUGUCCUACGUGAAACGUAAACAAAAGUAAGUUCUGAAAAGUGUUGAGGUACAAAGCCCAAGCCAAAGGUAAUGUUUUAAAUUUUUACGCGAAAGUUCAAUCGAAGAGAAUCGUGGCAGCAUGUGCGACACAGCUGAAGCGUCAAGAUGAGGACCGUCCAAGAGUAUUGGAACGGGCCACGUAGAACGAUGAAGACCAGGGCUUGGGCUUGUAUUGUUGCAGUUCUUUCAUUUGUCUGUUUUAUCAUCUACAUAUGUAGUGGAAGAAAACACGACAGUGCUGUUUACAAUGUGUUUGAAGAUAUAACGUCCAUACAAUGGAUUUCCAAUAAUCUCGCGGUGGCUACCACAAUGAAGAUGCCCAUAAAACCUAAGCCCGAGGUAACUGUCAUAUGCGUCGUCGCCUGCGGCAAAGAAAAGCUCGACGAGACUCUAGUAAUGAUCAAGUCUGCUCUGGUGUAUGCUAAAAAACCACUCAAGAUCAUUGUUAUAACGGAAUACAAGCUUAUUCCUGCUUUUCAUGAAAAGCUCGACGAAUGGAAGCAGAUUAUUCUCGAGACUAGUAAUAAGACUUUUGAUUUCGUUAUCAGACCUGUAACUUAUCCAAAUUAUAUUGAUGAAAAUGAGUGGAAGAGUCUUUUCAAACCUUGUGCUUCUCUCAGACUCUUCCUUCCUGAUAUUUUGAACGAUACCGACUCUAUUCUGUAUGUCGAUACAGAUACACUAUUCCUCACACAGCCUGAAAAAGUCUGGAAAGUGUUCAGGUCCAUGAAUAGGGAUCAAUUUGCAGCACUGGUCAAAGAAUGUGAAGAUUCAAAUACUUGUUGGUACCCUAGGUUUGCAAAACAUCCCUAUGUUCUCCCUGUGGGAAUUAAUUCCGGCGUCAUGCUAAUGAAUCUUACAAGGAUGAGGGAAACAAGAUGGACUCAAUACCUGGAACCAAUCCUUAGAGAGUUUAAAAAUAAGAUCACUUGGGGGGACCAGGACAUCAUCAAUAUCUUCUUUCACUUCCAUCCAGAAAAUCUAUACAUCUUUGACUGCCGCUACAACUACAGACCUGAUCAUUGUAUGUAUGGGCCAGUCUGCAACCGAGCCCUGAAAGAUGGUGCUAUCAUCCUUCAUGGUUCCAGAGGUGUAUUCCACAACAAGAAGCAGCCUCCAUUCUAUGCAGUGUAUCAAGCAAUGAGUCAAUAUCAACUUGACACAGAUCCAUAUGAACGUUUGCUUUUUCAGAUGAAGGACUUUGUUACUCAGGAGAGUGCAUCAAAGUGUUCCAUUGUGUGGAAAGUGUUUAUUAUUAGGCCAGAGUUAAAUUUGGACAAGUCUGCUCUCACUAUGAAUUAUUACCAGGAGGAUAAUGAUUAAGAAGCAGAAAUCAAAAACUGGAAAAUAUUGUAAAUUGUAACAUUUAUUAAUCGUUGAUGCCAUCAGAUAGGUAAAUAAUUAUUAUUUAAGACAUAUUAGCUUUCUUAAAAAGUUUAAGAGAAAAAUGUGUAUGAAUGAAUUUUAAAAAGAAAAUUGUAAAUUCUUAAACGCGUUCGAUCUGAAUAUUAUAUAUUAGUGCUUGAUUGCACCUCAUUUUUUAUACACUCUCUAUUGAGACCUUUUGUAUUGAACUGGUAAGAUAAUUUUAGCCGAAAUGUUGAUGACAGUGUAAUAUAAUGUAUAGUAGAGAUUUUUGAUAAUCGUGGAGAACGGCCGACUGAAAUGAGUAUAAUACAUUUAAUAAUGUUUUGUAUGGUGCAGUAUUGUAUUUGCACAUCUCUUAAAUAUAUCCUGUACUAUAUGAUAAGAAGAGAAAAAUAAAGCCGAAAGGAACAUGUUGAAAA